Molecule: messenger RNA, 957 nt
Organism: Amoebophrya sp. A25
Lineage: Eukaryota; Dinophyceae; Syndiniales; Amoebophryaceae
Source: the annotation of a GenBank genome assembly
UUUGAAGUUUUAUUAAAAAACAGCAGACAAAGUCAAAGACUAAAUCAAGAGGAGAACGAAGAAGAUGACGUUCGAAUCCGUUGAUGCCGAAGAUAACUCCGUCGCCCUGGAGCGCAGUUGUGUUGCUGCCUUGCGAGAAUUAAGGGUCUUGCGACAGAUAUGCGCAGAUGCUGGCCUAAAAACUAACGAACUGCAUAAAACGACAACUGGCGCUUCAUCUUCUGCGAAUUCGAAGACUGGUGGUGCUGCUUCGAAAAACAAGAAGUCGGGCACCUCAACGUCUGCUGAAGAAAAAUCUUCAUUUAUUACAACUGCAGACUCUUCCUCGACAACAACAUUUACACCUCUGUGUCUUGAGAGCUUCGAGAAGCAAAUUCUUGCGAACCGUCGAGAGCGAGCAAAUCAGCGGGAAGAGCUCUCUGUCGCAAAAGCCCUUCUGCUACUGCAGAACGUGAAAGUACCAGGUGCGCCGAAGGUGGGACAACAUGGUCUAUUUUCAGCAAAAAACGCAUCUUCAGUUCUUUCAUCUAGCGGAGGUGACACUGCCACGCUCAAGAAAACAAGCAGUAUUUCUAGCACAACAGGAGGAGGUGUUGCAGGAGGACUCCUACCUGGUGGGACGACUGACUCUUCCGACGGAGAACUGCAAUUUUCUAGGUCUCACCGUCUCACAUGUCUAGAAAUGUUACAAAAGGUGAAGCUUUUGCGACAGCAGUAUGCCUUACUGAGGUCAGAUGUGCUCUACAUGAAUCAUGAGAUGAAUUUGAGUCGACAAUGGAUCGUGAAGAAUCUGAAUGCGGCUGGGGCAUGUUGAAGAUGAUGUUGAGAUGUGUAUUCAAUCUACAUGUUUAAUAGAGAGACCUCACGAUGUUUAUGUGUUCCCUGCUUCAUUGUUGAAAAAAACGCAGGUGAAAACGCUUGAAAUGAAUGCGCCUGUUCACAUGAUUGAAAAACCAG